AUGGCGCUCGCCGCCCCUUCUUCCCUCCGCCGCCUCCCGACCACACCACCGCAUGUGCCGUCUCCGUCCUGUGCCUCCCGCCUCCGCUCGCGCCCUCUGCGGGAGCCCCGUCUCUGCCAGAGACUCGUCGCCGCCGCCGCGGCGGCGGCUCCACUCGCUUCCUCGCCCACCACCGCGGACACGGAGCGGAGGAAGCACGAACUGCUGCGCGCGGUUCAGGAAACGCGGCGCGGAUUCGCGGCGGGGCCCGACCAACGCGCUGCCAUCGAGGAGGCCGUCGUGGCCGUGGAGGAGCGCGGUGCCGGGGAGGGGACGCCGCUAGAUCUCUCGGCGCUCGAUGGCACCUGGAGGCUGUGUUACACAUCGGCGUCAGACGUGCUUGUGCUGUUCGAGGCGGCCGAGAGGCUUCCACCCCUGCAGGUGGGGCAAAUAUACCAGAAAUUCGAGUGCAAAGAUCGAUCAGAUGGUGGAAUUGUGAGGAACGUUGUAAGGUGGAGCAUCGAGAACUUGCUGGAGGAGCAAGAAGGUGCAACACUGAUGGUCUCUGCGAAGUUUGUUGUCCUGUCUAAACGCAAUAUCUUUCUUCAAUUUGAGGAGGUCGCUGUUGAAAAUAUCAAGAUUAGCGAGCAACUGCAGGCACUAAUAGCUCCUGCUAUACUUCCUCGGUCAUUCUUGAGCCUUCAGAUAUUGCAGUUCCUUAAAACCUUUCGAGCUCAAGUUCCUGUCAGUGGUCCUGAAAGACGAUCACCUGGAGGAUUAUAUUAUCUUUCUUACCUUGACCGUGAUAUGCUCCUGGGUCGUUCAGUUGGUGGUGGGGGAGUAUUUGUUUUCACAAAGGCACAACCUCUUACAUAA
Messenger RNA from Miscanthus lutarioriparius, 855 nucleotides. The record is from the annotation of a GenBank genome assembly. NCBI's taxonomy places the organism in Eukaryota, Viridiplantae, Streptophyta, Magnoliopsida, Poales, Poaceae.